UUUGGAUACAAAGCAAUCAUGGCUAACACAUGUAUGACGUAUGGUGUUGCGAAAUGAUACAUACAUGUGGUUCAACUUUGGAAACUCUUGAAGUGGAAUUCAGGUCUGAUUCAGGGAAGAGAGCAUACUAGCCAGGUGACAUGGCGGACGAGCGGGUCUGCAAACAGUUUAUGAAGGCGUGCAAGCUCUCUGGAAGUGAGGACGCCACCACUAUGACGCGCAUGUGUAGCCGGAACAUCCGGCGAUUCUUCUGGGAUGACGUGGCUGAUUUGGAGGGCGUGGACAUGCGCCACUGCGAGGAAAAGGUUUUCAAGAAUCUCAUGAACAAAAAACAUCAACACAUUAGGGUGGACCCUGCUCAUGUUGACGCUUACAUCACAAACCUCGCCCACGAAAUCACGAAGAUCAAGAGGGGCGAUACAAAACUACCCAGGGACGAUCCAAGAGUUACCGUUACCAAGGAGUUGUUGGAAAACAUCGUCCGCAAUACCAAAGUAAUGCUGACAGGAACCAUUGAGAAGCCUAACGAUGGUCGAGAUCCCGUGCAAGGGAAGGGCGGGAAACCGGGGGCGAAGCUGCACGAGAAAGCGGAGCCGAACCGAACGAUGGAGAACAUGAACUACCGCUUUAGGCGGCCUGACCUUCCCAAGGGCAUGAAACACGUAUUUGACUUGAGACAUGGGAAGCCUAUUGUGAUUGCGAAGCGGGACUACGGGAACCUGUCAUAGGCCUCUUGCAAUGCCACUUUCUGCUGGAACUUUAAGAUGAUAUAAAGGUGUUUAUAUCGAUUUUUGUACACGAUUUCCAAAUACUUUGGACAAACAUUGUUUAUGAAAAGUGUGCGUUGGACGUGCUCACUUAUCGAAGUUGUAAAGGCAUAGCAAACUGAAACUGGUUUUAUUUUUUCUAUAUAUGUUAUGGCAUUUUAAUAAAUGCCCGUUUUUCAUUCAAACGGUGUUUGUUUUCCUUCAAUCCAUACUAGUUCGACUUCCCUGUACAUAACGUAACUUUGACCUUGGACUAUUACAUAAAUGUGUACGUAGUUCUCACUGUUAGUUACACUUUGUGAAGCUCCAAUGGAACCUUUUUAUUUCUCAACUUAUUUUUAAAUCAAACUAUUGGUUACAUUUAUCCAUUUACAACUAAAAUAAAUCCGUACAAAACAACCCAUAAGGGUUCUAAUCAGAAUAUCAGUCAAUGAAAAAGUGCAGCUAAUAUCUGAGGGCCUCCUAGUAUCUUGUUACAUUGUGGUUUGUCUUCAAAGGUUUUAUUUAUACAAAACAAGCAGCUGACUAUCAUUUCAUGAACGAUUAUAUAGAUCUACUGUCGUGGCAUUUUGAACAUGUAACCGAUAAGCUAUUGUCAAUGAUUGAGUUAUAUAGUGCAUACGUUCUGCACUUGGUUUUAUUGUGGUGUAUUUAAACAGACGUAAAUAAAUCGUAUCUCAACGAUUUCCAUAAUAUUGCACCUGAAGUAGAUGAAUGGAUCAGUGAGAUAUGGGCUUGGGUUUAUGAUUAAUGUUCAAGUAUUGAUUGUCGUAAUGUUCAAGUAUUGAUUGUCGUAAUGUUCAAGUAUUGAUUGUCGUUAUGUUCAAGUAUUGAUUGUCGUAAUGUUCAAGUAUUGAUUGUCGUAAUGUUCAAGUAUUGAUUGUCGUAAUGUUCAAGUAUUGAUUGUCGUAAUGAUAUUAAAGUUCACCCUUUAAAUCAUUAAAACGCUUUAUGCUUGAAGUUUAUUCAUUUCCCAAAGAAAUAUUUCAUCGAGUUUCAUAAGCAUCUGAAGCUUACGGUGGCAAUGAUGUGACAUUCGUGUUAUUAUUCAAUCUCGUUAAAACAAUUUGCGUAUUUCGUUUUAAAGACUAAGUUACUCAUUCAAACGACUGCGUAUUUCGAUAAACGCGACUAAAGCAUCUCGCGUCAAUGACAAUCAGACUUGUGUAAUAAUUUCACUCGAAUUACAUACAAGAGCCACACUCCAUCGAUGUUGAUGCGCGGGUAUAUAAGGCGAUUCUAGUAUCAAUUAAACGUGAUACAUAAGACGUUUUUAUAUAAUUGUCCAAGAUCAAAGUUACGUUAUGUACACCGAAGUCGAACUAGAAUGGGUUGAAGGAAAGUUUAAAGCUGCACUCUCACAGAUUGAACGUUUUGACAUUUUAUUUUUAUUUUUUUGUCUUGGAACGAGCCAAUUUUUACAAAAAUCCAUAAAAAACACAGUUAUAUAAGACUGCUGACAAAAUUCAGAUCACAGAUUUUAUAUUUAAGUACCAAAAAUGAUGUUUUAAGCAUUUUUCUUAACCGUUUAAGCCAUAAUACAUUGAUUUUCGUACCGAAAUAUGAAAAUCUACGAUCUUAUUUUGUCAGCAAUCUUAUAUCAUUGGUUUGCAGAUAUUUACGCAAAAAGUUGCUCUUUCCAAGACAAAAUAAAAAAGUUGUUAAGAUGGUCAAUCUGUGAAGCAGCUUUAAACGAGAAACCAAGUCGUUUUGACGACAUACGUUAGUUGUUUUAGCGUGUCAUUUUGCAUUUUAACAAGAUCUCUUCGUCGUUUAAACGAAAUACAUAAGUCGUUUAACUUUUUUUAAUCGUUUUGACCAGAUACGUAAGUCGUUUAAACGAGAUACAAAGUUUUUUAACGAAAUACGAAAGUCGUUGUAACGAGAUAAAAAAUAAUACGUUUUGUCACCUGUCUGCCAUCGAAGAAGCUUCUUAAAAAUAUGUUAACUUCCGUUUGAAAUUCCAAUGCGCUGAAUAAAUGAAAGUGGCAAA
This is a messenger RNA of Mya arenaria, 2760 nucleotides long. RefSeq lists its product as uncharacterized. Lineage: Eukaryota; Metazoa; Mollusca; Bivalvia; Myida; Myidae. The transcript has 4 exons. The coding region runs from base 141 to 728 and encodes 195 amino acids. The record is from RefSeq and is a predicted model, not a curated record.